Molecule: messenger RNA, 1822 nt
Organism: Rubroshorea leprosula
Lineage: Eukaryota; Viridiplantae; Streptophyta; Magnoliopsida; Malvales; Dipterocarpaceae
Source: the annotation of a GenBank genome assembly
AUACCAUCCAAACGUCGAUAUCUCUCAACGAUUCCUACUUUCUUCACGUUUCCUCUUAAUUAAUCUUCCCUUCAUCUGAACAGCGACCUAAUCGUCCCAAGCAGGUAUAGCGAUGGCGUUUCGGCUGAGCAACAACCUAAUUGGAAUCCUCAACAUUAUAACUUUCUUGCUCUCGAUUCCGAUCCUCGUUGCUGGAAUCUGGCUGAGAAGCCACGGCUCCACGGAAUGCGAGCGCUUCCUCGACACGCCGGUUAUCAUUGUCGGUGUCUUUCUCAUGGUCGUCUCUCUGGCCGGCUUGAUCGGCGCGUGCUGUGGCGUCAACUGGCUGCUCUGGUUGUACCUCGUGGUCAUGUUUAUCCUGAUCCUCGUUGGCAUCUGCUUCACGGUUUUCGCUUUUGUGGUGACCAAUAAAGGAGCCGGAGAGGUGGUGUCCGGCAGGGGGUAUAAACAGUACCGGCUCGGUGAUUAUUCCAACUGGUUGCAGAAGAGAGUCAACGACACUAAGAAUUGGAACAAGAUCAAGAGUUGCUUGAUCGAUAGCAAGGUUUGCUCCACUUUUAAUGAAAAGCAUCUCAAUGAUACUCUCGAGGAGUUCUACAAAGAGGAACUCACUGCCAUUCAGUCUGGUUGCUGCAAGCCAUCAGAUGACUGUGGAUUCACCUAUGUCAGCCCAAUUAACUGGACCAACACUACCGGGAACUACACCGACACUGAUUGUAGUGCCUGGAGCAAUGAUCCAAGCACUCUAUGCUUCAACUGCAAUUCGUGCAAGGCUGGCCUGCUAGACAACAUCAAGGGCCAAUGGAAGAAGGUGGCCAUUGUCUGCAUCGUGUUCCUCAUUUUCCUCAUUGCUACAUACUCAAUCGGUUGCUGUGCAUUUAGGAACAACCGGAGAGACAAUUACAACUAUGGGUGGAAGGCUUGAGUUCAUUUUAUUUUGGAUCAGAGUGAAUAUCAUCAGCAUGUAGGCAGCAUUUUGUUGAUUCCUUCUCUUUUCUGUGGUCCGUUUAUUUGCGUAUUUUCGCUGUAUAGCCAUCCUCCUCGAUUCUGAGUAUCCUUAGAACUUAUGUUUGUAAACGUAUUCUAGUAUACUGCUUUCUAGAACAAUCUAUUUGUUUUUUUUAGUGUAUGAUUGCAUUUUCUGUUCCUCACAAGCCUUAUCCUACUUAGCAUUCUCUCCUUGAAAAUAUCUUCCUUCAAUUUCUUACAAUCCUGUACCCGGAUGUUGAAAUUCUACACCACAAAAAGAUGGCCAAUUGCCCAUGUUCCAGUUAUUGCCUUUGUUGGAGCAGUCUCUUUCAGAAUAAGAUAGUGGCAGGUAUCGUCUAAACAAAAAUCAGCAUUUGGACGAAUUGCGAAGUGGGAGACAAAAGGGUAUUGGUGAUUUGAGUGGGAUUGCAAAAGAUAGAAGGUAUAUCAAGGUUUUCAGACUGGUAGUUGAAAUGAGACAACCUCAUUUCCCACCCACCGACGUUUUGCUUGUGGAAUCAAUCAUGCGAAAGAAAACUUUUUAUAGGCUUAGCUUAAGUCGCAUAGACUGUCGUGGCAAAUAUUGUUUUUCUUGAUCGUCUCAUGACUCCAUGUUUCAGUUAUUGUCCUCACCAAAAUGCAACUGUUGCAGAUUUUGAUGUAGCUAGAAAUUCAGAAAACACAUCAAAGUAAAAGAAUAUUGAUGGUCAGGACAACCUAUACAAAAUUCUGCAAAAUGGGUUGGAACACCUUUUUGUGAUCUUAAUUUAAACCAAAUUAGACUGUUUUGAAGGAAUAAUACUAAGCAGAAAACAUUUGAAAUCCAAAUCUGUAUUAAACUGAUUCCAUGGUG